Stereum hirsutum FP-91666 SS1 is the source of this 696-nucleotide messenger RNA. RefSeq lists its product as uncharacterized. The transcript has 3 exons. The record is from RefSeq and is a predicted model, not a curated record. Lineage: Eukaryota; Fungi; Basidiomycota; Agaricomycetes; Russulales; Stereaceae. The coding region runs from base 1 to 696 and encodes 231 amino acids.
AUGACGAAGUUGCCUGGAGUCAGGAUGAUCGACGUGCUUGCUGACCUCGACGAUGGGUCUUGUGUCCAUCUCUCGGAGCAGCUGGGUCAGUAUUUGGGUCAGCUGCGCACGCUGGACUCUAUGGGACGUUGGGAGAUGGUUGGGAAGAAGGGUCGUUAUCAUCAAGGCUAUUUCAAGCUCUUGCCGUGGUCACUUGAGCGGCAGACCCAGCCCAACCCUUGCAGCGCUACUUGCGCCCUUGACUUCCUUGACUACUUCUUCAAGGCCUGUCCGUCACCUAUCGUGCCAGACGGGGUGAGAAAGCGCGCCCUCGAUGCGUUCGACCUUAAUCGCCCUUCUUCCUUCACUCAUGGUGAUCUCCUACCGGAGAACAUCAUGGUCGACAUGAGCGUAGCUGGACGUCCUCGGAUUACGGGGAUCUUCGAUUGGGAGCUUGCAGGGUGGUAUCCAUACUUUUGGGAUUAUUUUAGAGCGGCCAGUCGAAGGUUACCCUAUAAAGCAGGGCAGUGGUCGAAUUGGGUAAAGAUAUUUUCGCCUUGCAUCGAGUCUCAUGUAGAAGAGAACAAUGCAUUCGGCACACUUUUGUACUGGACUUAUGAUGGCGUGUUCGAGAUGCCUUGGACUACUAAGCGGCUGCAGAUUACCUAUAAUAUGGUCCCCUCUUUGUUGCGCUCACCACAAGACUUCAAUGGGUAA